Molecule: messenger RNA, 1209 nt
Organism: Exophiala spinifera
Lineage: Eukaryota; Fungi; Ascomycota; Eurotiomycetes; Chaetothyriales; Herpotrichiellaceae
Exons: 4
Coding region: 1-1209 (402 amino acids)
Biological process (GO): proteolysis
Molecular function (GO): aspartic-type endopeptidase activity
Source: RefSeq, a predicted model, not a curated record
AUGCAUUCUCUUACAGUUGCGCUGGCACUAUCUGCCCUUGCAUCGACUUCGCUGGCAAAGCCAAUCCCGGCCCCUGAGACCUCGGUCAACGCAAAGAAAGGGUUCACGGUCAACCAAGGUCCGACAAAGCCUUACCAACCCGGUCCAGUUCAGCUGUCGAAGACCUACAGCAAGUAUAACAAGACUGCCCCCGUCGAUGUCAGCAACGCUGCAGCUGCCGAUGGCUCUGUUACUGCUACCCCUGAACAAUAUGACGCCGAGUACCUUUCCCCGGUCACCAUUGGUGGCCAGACCUUGAAUUUGGAUUUUGAUACCGGGUCCAGCGAUUUAUGGGUUUUCUCUUCUGAGCUGCCCAGCUCCGAGAGCAGCGGUCACAGUAUCUAUAAUCCAUCCAAGUCAUCCACUUCCAAGAAGCUUGCUGGGGCCACCUGGAGCAUCAGCUACGGCGAUGGCUCUGGAGCCAGUGGCAAUGUGUACACCGAUACUGUCGAUGUUGGAGGCACCACGGUUACCGGUCAAGCCGUUGAAUUGGCGGAGACAAUUAGUGCCCAAUUCCAGCAAGACCAAAACAACGAUGGUUUGCUCGGUUUGGCUUUCAGCUCGAUCAAUACAGUCAAGCCCCAGAAACAAACUACAUUCUUCGACACGGCCAUCAACGAAGGGGUUCUUGAAGCGAAUGUCUUCACUGUCGAUUUGAAGAAGGGUGCUCCAGGCUCUUACGACUUUGGCUUCAUUGAUAGCAGCAAAUAUACUGGCGACAUCACAUACACAGCCGUGAACAAUGGACAGGGAUUCUGGGAGUUUACUGGCACCGGAUAUGGUGUUGGAAGCGGUCAAUUCCAGUCCACCAGCAUCGACGCCAUCGCUGACACGGGCACCACUUUGAUUCUCAUCGGCGAUGACAUUGUCUCUGCAUACUACGAUGAGGUCAACGGAGCUCAGUACGAUAACAGCCAAGGUGGCUAUACCUUUGACUGUUCAUCCGACCUUCCUGAUUUCAUUGUGGGCAUUGGAGAUACCCAGUUCACCGUCCCUGGAUCCUUUGUCAACUACGCUCCUAUUACCGACGGCUCAUCAACAUGCUUCGGAGGUAUCCAGAGCAACCAGGGACUGGACUUCGCCAUCUACGGAGAUGUUUUCCUCAAGGCUGUCUUUGCCGUCUUUGACAGUGACAACCUUCAGCUUGGCUUUGCCAACAAGGAUUUGUAG